Molecule: messenger RNA, 237 nt
Organism: Clunio marinus
Lineage: Eukaryota; Metazoa; Arthropoda; Insecta; Diptera; Chironomidae
Source: the annotation of a GenBank genome assembly
AUGACGUACAUAUUUUAUCAAUUGAUUUCCUUAUUUAUGUUGAAAAAUAUAUUUGCAAGUCCUGGUUAUUGUCUGAAUCUUCAUGCUUUUAAUGAUACAACAUUUGUUGGAAUUUUAAGGCGCUCCCUCAAUGGUUUAACACAUAGCAACCACAAUAUAUUAAAUAAACCAUCCAAAGAAAAAUUUCCAGUUAUUACUCAUGUAGACAAGCGAACAGAUCUCAAACUACUUGCUUGA